This is a messenger RNA of Haliotis rubra (blacklip abalone), 2178 nucleotides long. RefSeq lists its product as uncharacterized. The record is from RefSeq and is a predicted model, not a curated record. Gene Ontology annotation, molecular function: electron transfer activity. NCBI's taxonomy places the organism in Eukaryota, Metazoa, Mollusca, Gastropoda, Lepetellida, Haliotidae. The transcript has 11 exons. The coding region runs from base 258 to 1835 and encodes 525 amino acids. Gene Ontology annotation, biological process: intracellular signal transduction; cell redox homeostasis.
CCUAGCCUCUUAUGAAAAACGUGCUCUACUCGCAGCACGAUUGCCCUUCAAUCUCAUUGAAAUCACGUCAAAUAUUUUGCCAAUUUGUGUUGACGAGAUUGAAUUAUUAUCAUCAGACAGGUGGGUGAGUGAUCACGAGCCCAGAUCAACGAUCUGUACCUGCAUUUGACAUAGCCGUAUUGGUUCAAGAUACGAAUCGCGUGCCAGUCUUUGGUGCCUGGAUUAUGUCCCUUGGCUCGUGAGUACAGAAACGUUACAUGCGUCCGGCAUUGUGUGCAUUUAUAUGCAAAUGCACUUUUAUGUUGUUGCGAUGGUUACAGCUCGCAUCAACAAUGACAUGGCAAUUCGUAUUUCCAAUCGUGAAUCGGCAGUUUUACUUAGCGAGGCAGUCAAUACGGGCACUGUCGCGCGUGUCGUCUGCGCAGAGCUUUACAUCCGCAUUCAAACACUUACCUGCAAUGGAGUUGAAAGGACGUGUUAUCGUGUACUCCAUCCUCGGAUGCCCUCACUGUAUGCGGGCCAAGAACAGUCUGCAGGAACUCCGGUUACCAUACUCUGAUGUCGGUCUCGACAAGUUCCCACAGUGUCGUCAGGAGUUGCAGACACGUACGGGGAAGAAGACGGUGCCGCAGAUAUUCUUCAAUGCAGUUCACGUCGGUGGGAACGACGACCUACAAAAACUGAUUGCUGAAGACAAGACACGUCUUAAUGAGCUGAUCGAAGAUGUAAAGAACAAUCAGCCACCUAAAGAUGCCCCUCAACUGCCGGACCCAAGCACUGCUGUGGAGGAUGCAGAUACUGGUGAUUUUACAUGUGAGCCAGAUGAGUAUGCAAGACUUGUUCAGGAACUGAGACAGAGUGGCCUGAUUGCUGACCAUCGUCAGGGUCUCACCGUCCACAAGAAGUCCUUCAUGGGGAAAGAGUUUGUGGACUGGGUUGUCAAGAAUAAGGGUUUGGAGCGGGAUCGUGCAGUGGAGAUGGGCCAGCAGCUGGUGGACAAACACUUCAGCCACCAGGUCAAGACUGGCCAGGAGACAUUCCGGGACGACAAGGUGUACUAUCGCCUGCUCGAUGAUGACGACUCUGUCGCCCUGAAUGAUAUUGGACAGAUGUCGGAGUGUGAACCACGCCAAGCCAGUGACCUUGGAGGCGAACUGAGGAAACUCAUUCUGAAGCUGUACAAUGCCUUCCUGUCCAAGGACGGUCGGAAAGUGAAUUAUGCUGGGAUCGGAGGUAGCAGUGAGUUUGAGCGCUACACAAAGCUCACAAAGGAACUUCUACGGGUCCAGAUUGUUGACGCGACUCGUGAGGAGAAACUUGCCUUCUUCGUCAACGUGUAUAACGCCCUUGUAAUCCAUGCCAACAUUGUCAAGGGGCCCGCCACCAACCUGUGGCAACGCUAUAAGUUCUUCAACACAGUAAAGUACAUGAUUGGGGGUGUUGUUUCAGUUCUUCAACACAGUGAAGUACAUUACUGGGGGUGUUGUUUCAGUUCUUCAACACAUGAAGUACAUGAUUGGGGUGUUGGUGCAGAGAGCUGCCCACCAAUCAAGACCUACACACCAGAGGGUGUGAUAGAGCAGCUACAGACGGCUGCGGAGGCGUUCCUAGAUGGUCCUGAUGGCUGUCAGGUUGACGUGGCCAAGAAGACGCUUUUUCUUUCACAAAUAUUCAAGUGGUAUGGGGUGGACUUUGGACAAAACAGUGAGGAGGUGGCACAGUGGGUCUACAAGAACAUGGGGGAAGGUGAGAAGAAGGACCAGCUGAAGGAGGUGCUAGCAGCAAAGAAGUUCAAGGUCUCAUACUUGCAUUACGACUGGUCGGUCAACUCGUAAGCUUGAACAUAUUGACGGUUGUCAUCAAUGAAGUGCAUCUGCUCACAUCUGCUGCUCAAACACCCUGUGUUCUUUACAUGACCAGGAUAGUGUGUGCCUGAAUUCUCCACAAAAUGUGAUUUAUGAUACAUAAUACAUGUUAUACCAUCGUCUGUUAAAACUCUAUGUGUUAUGAUAGAUGUCGUACCAUGAGAUAUUAUGUGUUUCUACACAUAUCAUGCUAUAAUCAUCCAUUACGUGUCAGAAAAUUAUGUGUUUUGAUACAUGUCAUACCAUUAUCUGUUACAUCUUAACAAUUUAUGUGUUAAGAGACAUGUCAUACCAUUAUCUGAAUACAUGUACA